UUAUGUUUUGUUUGUUCAUUUAUACGGGUUAGUUUACGCUUCAAAAAGUAUCAAUUAUUCGACAAAUUGAAGCACAAUCAUUAAUUUUAUUUAAAACACAAAUUUUACAUUUUUGGAACUUUAAAACAAUAGAUUAUUAACAUUUCUUAAAAUGUUGCGAAUACCUGGAAUGCCUUUAUUACCUGGCACACAGUUCCGAGAUCUUACAAAAUCGAACUUUGCCAAAUCACAAUCAUUACUCAAUUACUAUGGCAUUGGAAUGCUAUCCGACAGAGAAGUCCCCAAACUUGUUGAUCCUAGGGGUAUGAUUGUUGAUCCAAACUGCCCUCCGCCGGAAAUUCCGUCAAUAGACUUACCGAAAGCUGGUCCUAAACUUCCAACAUGGGUGGCCUACGAUAAGCAAGUACUUUGCUUCGAUGGUUAUUUCAAGGAAACUCUACAAGAGGUCUAUCAUGCUCCGUAUCUUGUAAGAAAAGUCAAAAUAUGUUAUUUUCUUGAAGAUGAUACCAUUCAAGUUACCGAACCUAAAGUAGAAAACUCAGGAAUAACGCAAGGUUGUUUGGUACACAAGCAACGGGUACCAAAGCCAGCACCAUGUGAAAAUGAAUGUAUUUCAAUUUUGGAUUUAAAUGUGAACACAAACAUUCAGAUUUUUGAUCGAGUUUAUCACAUUACUGGUUGUGAUUUGUUCACACGGCAUUUUUUAAACAGAGCUGGAAUUCCUGUGCCAGAUCCAGUUGACAUGCCAUUAGAUCCUACCAUAGAACAUAGAAAGAGAUCAGUCAUCAAACAUUCUGCCCCAACAAACAGGAAGCAUGCAUUUGCUCAGUUCUUGCAAUUCGAUAGAAAGGUACUUAGGUUCAAAUGUUAUUGGGACGACCGUUCUGAAUUCGGUGAUGUACGCAAUUUAGAGCUAUGCUACUAUCUUUCGGAUGAUACAAUGGAUAUAAAGGAAAUCUUUCCUGUUAACUCUGGAAGGGAUGGACCCACAACUUUUCUUAAGCGCGGAAAGCUACCAAAGGAUGGACAAGGGUUACAUCUCCCCGGGGAACAAACUGAAAUGACGAUUUUAAACGUCCUUGGAGGUGGUCUUCGAACUGGAAGAUAUAUUACCGAUAUUCUCGGGACUGGGAAAAAGGAUUUCGCCUUUUAUACAGACAAAGAUCUUCAAAUUGGAGUUGUGUUAAAUGUUUACGGACGAAAUGUUGUACUGACAAGUUGCGAUUCAUUUACAAUGGAGUAUUACAGAAAGAAGUAUGGACUUGAGGAUUUCAGCCCAUUACCAUUACCAAACCACUAUGAAGAUCAAAUUGCUCAGAGAAUGAGGGAAAGACAGCUUCCUCCCUACAAUGGAUGGGGUUCCUAUGAAGAUUCUGAAGGAAAUUGCAUUUCUGUUGAGCCAAAACCUCCACAGGGAGAUUUCAAGAAAUUUGUAACUUUGGAUAAAUUUAUUUUAAGAUUUGGAGCAAAAAUGAUUUCGACAAUACGUGAAAACUGUGAACGAGUAUUCGUUGUAUCGUAUUAUCUUUCCGAUGAUACUAUUCAAAUAUUUGAAGUCGCUGAGAGAAAUUCAGGAUUUUUGGGCGGAACGUUCUUGAAACGGGGACGUAUUUUAUUGCCAAAUCAAGAAAAGUUUUCAUGUAAGAGACCAGAGUAUUAUAGGCCUCAUCAUCUUUAUAUCGGAGCGACGGUUAAUUUAAAGGACCAUAUAUUUUCGUUGGUUUCGGCGGAUGAAUAUACAUUGAUUUACAUGGAGUCACAUCCAUUUGAGUUUCCUCUAGCCGAUGUUCAAAUCAUAAUGCACAAAAUACGCGAAGCUCUUCGUCACAACUAUAAGAACUUUAUUGAAAAACAUCUUCCAGAAGGCUUCAGUGAGUCGGAAACAAAAUUAAUCAGUUAUGAAACACUGAAAAAAAAUCUAAUUGAACUUCUUGGAAACAAUAUCACCGAUCAAGAAAUAAUUACACUUUGCCGAUUCUACUCCGCGGAGCAAAAACCUCCUUCGUCAUGUAAUCGCGAAACUGUACGUUCUGCAAUUCAUUUGGAAAUCCGACGAAAUCUGUGGGACGACAUGGAUCAUCUCAAAGAGCACGUUCACCAUAUUAAUCCAUCGCAUAAAUCAUUCAUAUCGGAAAGUACACUUCGUUCAAUAAUCACAGGUUGUCGGUUACCAUUUACAACUGAGCUUAUCGACGAUAUGUUUAAGGUUUUGAAUCACAAUGAUAUGGGGGAGAUAGAAGUUUGUGAUUUCAUGUCAUUUGUGGAUGUUAGCUGCAACCCAGCAUCAGAUAUACCACCUAUAAACUACGCAUUCGAACUGUGUCCAAAAAUUCCAUUCCUUCAUAAGGGUCGUUUAGUGAACUGGGAUUGCUUUGUACAGCAUCUGGGAUUGGAAAAGGAAUUAAUUGAAGAAUCGAAUUAAUGUAAGAUUUUGUACUCCCAGCCACUUAGAAAUAAAUCAAUUGUUUGUCAAUAAUAAUCAAUUGAUGGUUGAAAAAAAUUUAAGUUAAGCAUUUUAUAAAUAAAAUAUUGAACAAUCUUAC
Messenger RNA from Eupeodes corollae, 2543 nucleotides. RefSeq names its product EF-hand domain-containing family member C2 (gene Efhc1.2). Gene Ontology annotation, biological process: regulation of neuron projection development. The coding region runs from base 152 to 2422 and encodes 756 amino acids. The record is from RefSeq and is a predicted model, not a curated record. Lineage: Eukaryota; Metazoa; Arthropoda; Insecta; Diptera; Syrphidae. Gene Ontology annotation, cellular component: microtubule. The transcript has 6 exons.